AUGAGUAAACAAUCCGGGGAACCACCGAAAGCCAGUAGUAACAGAUCCAAAGCCUGGUACAACCAGCUGGACGAGUUCUUGACCUUCCUCGAGGAGCGCGUACGCAUGACUCCGGAAGUGAAGCGACGCUCAGAGGUCGACCUAGCGUUGCGACAACUUUACGCCCGGCCUGAGUACAAGUUUCCCAAGUCGUGUGCCGGGAGGGCUGAAGCAUUGUACCACUAUUUCGAGCAGGCGGGCUGGGACGAUGGCGGUACGGAUGGUGCGGAUGGCGAUGAGCAGUCGGAAGAGCCGGCCCCGAAACGAGCGAAGAAAGAGCGCAAUGACUCCGCCGCACCAAGGGGUGGAAGUCCGAGCACGUCCAUCGUUCGCUAUCCUCCACCCAACCACUCCAUUUGGGGCAUAAACGGCAUAAUGCACGGUGUCGCCCGCAAAACACCCAUAGGCAACACAACCGGCCGUCGCGUCUCUGACGUCUUCGACGACCGCUACCGGGACGAACGUCGCGAUCCUAAGGUCUUCGGCCACAACGGAAUAGAAGUAGGCCAAUGGUAUCCUACACAACUUUUCGCCUGCUUCCACGGCGCUCACGGCCACCUCCAAGCCGGUAUCAGCGGCGACGCGGACAGCGGCGCGUAUUCUGUCGUCGUCUCCGGGCAGUACGAGGAGCUCGACAACGAUCGAGGCAAUUACCUCUAUUAUUCCGGCUCCGGCUCGCAUAAAAAUACCGAUCCCCGUAAAGCUGCGGACUCUACCCCUGGCAUGCUGGCGCUGAAGAGGAGUUUGCAGACGCGCAAACCCGUGCGUGUGCUGAGGACGUGGACGGGGAAGAGUCGCUAUGUUCCGUAUUGUGGGUUACGGUACGAUGGUUUGUAUACAGUUGUGACGCAGGAUACGCCGAAGAAUGCCAAAGGAGGGAUGUAUGAGCAAUUUGCUCUGGAGCGGCUGGGCGGGCAGCCGGAGAUUGAUCAGGGCAGGCCAAAUGCGAAGGAGAUGCGGGAUUAUGCCAGGAUCGCGAAUGGGUAUCCUGCAGUCUGA
This is a messenger RNA of Baudoinia panamericana UAMH 10762, 1038 nucleotides long. RefSeq lists its product as uncharacterized. Gene Ontology annotation, molecular function: ubiquitin protein ligase activity. Lineage: Eukaryota; Fungi; Ascomycota; Dothideomycetes; Mycosphaerellales; Teratosphaeriaceae. Gene Ontology annotation, biological process: negative regulation of gene expression via chromosomal CpG island methylation; protein ubiquitination. The transcript has a single exon. The coding region runs from base 1 to 1038 and encodes 345 amino acids. The record is from RefSeq and is a predicted model, not a curated record.